This is a messenger RNA of Ylistrum balloti, 4412 nucleotides long. RefSeq names its product serine-rich adhesin for platelets-like. The record is from RefSeq and is a predicted model, not a curated record. The transcript is spliced from 3 exons. The annotation marks the transcript as partial. Lineage: Eukaryota; Metazoa; Mollusca; Bivalvia; Pectinida; Pectinidae.
UAUAACUCCGAUGAAGAUUCUGACAGAAGUCAGAGCCCAAAACCAUACAGAGAUAAGAUUGUUCGCCUCGAUCCUCCAACACCAACAAAAUCAUCGCGUUUAAUUCCGGAGUUAUCCCCUAAUAUAGACGAGAUAGGUUGGAGUGGAGAACAGAAAACAAUACGACAGAUCAACAAAGUAGGGAACCCUGAGUGGAAUAUCGAUGGCAAUGUGGUAUCGUUUAAUGGCAAGAAAUUAUUGUACAACUUUAGCAAGCAAAACAGGCAGACUUCUGCUACAUCACUUUCACUGUUGGAUGCUAAGAAAUAUUCACCAUACUCAAAUAAACACGAGACAUCAUCGAGUUCAUCCACAGAAAAAAUGGAAUUGAAAGAUACCGCUUUUCAUCAAGGACAGAAGUUUGUAUUUCAAGUGAAAAGAAAGCCGGGAAAGCCAAAUGUAUCAGGGACUUCUCUUUUAAAUGACAAUUCGUUGUUGUCCCCCAAAAGGCCUUUAUCACCCAAAGGACCUGGUGUCUCUAAUAGUCAAAUGAAGCAGCUAGGGCCUGCAGGGAUGGGACAGGUUAGGCAGUUAAAUGUAGGUCCUGUGGGAGUGUCCAAGGUGAGACAAAUGUCCCAAGCUGGUCAGCCACAGAUGAUUGCCAAGCAUGGACAAAGUGGUGGCACAGUGAAGAUAGGUACCACGCCCACAUCAACAGGAAGUCCCAGGCUUCCGAUGGCAGUUAACAGUGUGUCACCAACAGGACAACGAAUCAUCAAAAUAGUGGCCGCCCCUGGGCAACAGCCCCUUCAACCUGGUCAAGUGAUCAACUUGGCUGAACUUGGCCUUGUAGGUGGGGCUAAUAAGGCUAUUAAGAUUAGUGGAAAUGUAUUACAAGUCAAAGGACAGAGUACAGGCUUCCCCUUGUCAGGCAAAACUCGUAUUAUAUACCAGGGCAGUACAAGUGCAUCUAAGAUUGCAGCUGUGUCCAGCACAGCAACUUCAGUAACACCAACAGAAUCUCAAACACUCCUAGCUGGCAGUAUUAGUGCUACUGGGACAGAACAACAGAAACAAGCUAUCAUUACUCUGGGGCCAUCCUCAGGUUUGUCUCCCUUGUCACCAAAUACUUCGGUACAAGUAGAUGGAAAGUCUGCACAAGAGGGCAUCAUUAAAAGAUCUGUGGAAUCAAGUGUCUUGCAGGCUGCACAAGAAAAAUCUUUUGUGGGGUCAAAUAAUAUGCAGGCUCCAUUGGAAAAUAGUAAAAGCCUGUCUGGAAGUUUGACACCUGAGAGUAAAAAUAUCGCGAGUGACUCUCCUGUCAAGACAGUAUUACCAGUCAAGACAAAUGUACCCAAUACGUCGUCUGUGAUAACCAGUGGUGAUCGUUCUCCAGGAUCUGACCGCUCAAAUUCAAGUGAUGAAGAUAUACCAGAACUGUUUCCCAUGAAUCCUCCACAGCAACCUCCAAAGAAACGUAAAGUCUCUGAUGGCUCCAGCACUUCUCUCUCACCGUCCAAAGUGUUCAUUCAAGGAGUCAGCUCCAGUCCCCCUAGUGUUAAAAGUCACAGUCCACCGAAAUCACCAGUAGCUAGUCAUUCCCCAAAAUCACAAGUGGCUAGCCAUUCCCUAAACUCACCAAUGGUAAGCCAUUCUGCAAAAUUACCAUUGGCAGGUUUGUCAAAAAUGAAUAGUCCUCCAAAGUUAACACCCCAAUCAUUACUUGGUCCUCCUAAACUGACUUGUCCACCAAGGAUACGUAGCCCUCCAAAAUCUUCAGGGCCACCAAAGCUGACCCCAGUCAUACCACUGGAUAGCAGCAAUGGUACACAUUCAGAAUGGAAGCAAAAUACUAACAGUAAAUUCCCACCAUAUACACCACAUCAAACCAACGGUCCUAGUGAGAGUCGAAAAAGUGUUUUUGAUGCAUUUGAUAUGGAUGAUUCGCCCAUGCAAGACACUGGCUCCGAACAUUCUGCAAAGCAGGAAACAAAUUCUGGAAAUGUUACAAAGCUUAUAUGUGAUUCUGAUGAUAAAACAGAAGACAGUGUUACUAUGGAUGACAUGUUAAAUGAUACCGAGCUAUCUAGAACUUCUUCCCUCGCUGUACAUAAUUCUGACAGUGUUUCCCAUUCUACGGAGAAUCGAUUACAGGAACAUGAAUUAGAAUCUAAAGUGGACACUGGUAAAAAAUCACCAGAUAAAGGCAAUCUCUUUGAUAAUUUUGCGACGUUUCUGCACACACCGCCUACGAUACCAUCACAACCAACAUCCCAGCCAACGGAUCACAAUUUAUUCAACAGUCAGAGCACAUCAUUGUCUACAUCUCACUCAUCUUCAUCACAGUCCUCAUCUUCAUUAUCAUCAUUGUCAUCACCUUUUGCAACCUCGCAGACUUCAUCAUCUCAUUACUCAGGUAGAUCAAUAUUUGACAGUAUUAGUCCUGUUAGCAAUGCCUCACACCAGAACAACACUCACCCUGUAAACAUCAGCCAAUCAGAAGUGAUAGGAGGUCAGAAGCAGAGUCUUACACAGAAUAUGAUGGAUAAAGUCUCAGCGUUUGCUGCUAACCUCCACACAGGGUCUCUUGCCAGUCGUCUAGGAAACCUCUCCCCAUCUAAGUCAUUGCCAAUGGCGACAAGUUUACACCAGUCAUCACCAGUUACACAGGGAACAGUUAACAGAGAACACAUAUCCAGUCCAGUUGUCCAACAGGAUCCUGACCAAGCAGGCCAAGAGGAUACCUGAUGACAUGAAAAUGUAGCCAAUCAGGAGGACAGUAAUGAAUCAUUGAACAAAAUCAACAGACCAAUCAGAAUUAUCAACACACCAUUAACCAAUCAGAAUUAUCAAAACAUUAUUAACCAAUCAAAAAGCUGCUAAAUUGAUCUUUACUUUUGCAACAGACCAAUCAGAAUUAUCAACACACUAUUAACCAAUCAGAAUUAUCUAAACAUUAUUAAUCAAUCAAAAACCUGCUAAAUUGAUCUUUACUUUUGCAAUGGAUAUUUUAUUGAAAUCAUAAUCUUUCAUAAUAUGAAUGAGCUUUAUUUUAGAAAAAUCUGAAGUUGUGGGAAUAUCCAUCCUUGAUAGUUAAUGUUGUUGGAAACCAGGAAAGGAGCUUUUUCUGUUCUCCUAAUGAUUCAUGGAAGCAUGUUUUUGAUGAUAUAUGAAACAGUGAGACAAAGGGGAAAUUAGACUGAAGUGGCAAAAGCUUAAGUGAUUUUGUUUUUCUUGUAAAACAUUUUUGAAGGACCAGAAAAAGAGAAAUUUUAUGGUGAAAUUGUGAAUCAAAUCAGAGAGGUUUUUAUGUUUGUAGACUUGAAUAUUCUAAUUGAUGUAUACCAGAAUUGUAGACCAAAGGCUGAUCUUUUGACAACACAAGGUAUAAUCCUUUACCUUCAAAGUAUUUGUCAAUGAUGAAAUGUAUGUCCUUUGUUGUAUUAUUAUCAGUCUUAUAUUUUAUUUUUUAGAGACAGUAAAUUAUUUUAAGGAUGUAUGCUACCUUACACACAAUGUAUUUCUUGUACAAGAGUUGUUUCCCUUAGCACUAAUUUUUCAUGUCAGAUUUAACAGAGUUUUGGCAGAAAUCUUCAUUUUGUUAUUGUUAUGAACUAUAUAAAGUCAUGUUUCUUUCCAAUGAACCUUAACCUAACAGGUCAAUAAUAAUUAGUAACUCUUAUAGCAGGUACAAAUUACAGGAAAGUAGCAUACAUCCUUAAAGAAAGAUAUUGAUUGUUCAUUGAUGUCUUGCCAUGACUUGAACAAUAUGAUUAAAGCUUCAUUUGCUGUGUUUUUUUAUUAACUUUGACUUAUGUUAGGAACAUUUUUCAAGAAAAUGUGAUAUUAAGAGAGAACCAACCUGAUAAUGAGCAGACGUGUUGUCCGUAAGAUUUUACAUUCAUGACGGGAGACAAACUAUUAUUUCUGUUUGUGUUCUAUUAUUAAGAAUUCAUAUUAAGAAGGAAACAACUUUAUUGUAUUUAAGUUUAUCUGUUGUAGUAAGUUCAAAAUUUGGAUGAAAAAAGACUGAGUCACUUUAAAAUUUUAGAUAGUUGUCUAGUUGGAGAUAUGCCAUGUCAUUGGUCAAAAUAGAUUGCAAAUUAUAUAAUUUUUUCUAUCAGGAGCAGAAAGUUUAUUGAGAAGUAGGUGAAUGAUGUGGCAAUUGUCUCAAUUGAUUCUCUGCUGUGUUAAAAGAAGUAUGCACCAUUUCAUAGAUGUUGUGAUACAAGGAAGAAAUUAUGUUGGAUUUUGUUGUAAUAGUAUAGGCCUGUAUGAUAAGAAUUUGUAGGUUUAAUUAAUAAACAUGUUUCUGAAUUAUUUAUUAUUUUUCAUUUUAUUACUGAAUACUGUUUUAAUCAGUACAUACUAAAUAUUUAAGAUGAACAAUGAGUGUGUAUUAAGAGUGAAUUUUUGUCAAUUUUUUAAGUUAA